Messenger RNA from Opisthorchis viverrini, 429 nucleotides. RefSeq lists its product as hypothetical. Gene Ontology annotation, molecular function: pre-mRNA 5'-splice site binding; zinc ion binding. The transcript has 3 exons. NCBI's taxonomy places the organism in Eukaryota, Metazoa, Platyhelminthes, Trematoda, Opisthorchiida, Opisthorchiidae. The record is from RefSeq and is a predicted model, not a curated record. Gene Ontology annotation, biological process: mRNA 5'-splice site recognition; mRNA splicing, via spliceosome; spliceosomal snRNP assembly. Bases 1 to 429 code for a protein of 142 amino acids. Gene Ontology annotation, cellular component: nucleus; U1 snRNP.
AUGCCGAAGUAUUAUUGUGAUUACUGCGAUACGUAUCUGACGCACGAUUCGCCUUCUGUUAGAAAAACGCACUGUGGCGGUAGGAAUCACAAGGACAACGUACGGGAUUAUUAUCAAAAAUGGCUGGAGGAACAGGUUCAAAAGCUCGUUGAUCAUACAUCUGAGGCAUACAAGCAGGGAAAGAUGCCGCCUCCCUUAUUUGGUUCGCCGCUCGGAAUGCCCCCUCCUGGACUGGCUUAUCCUCCUAGAUUUCCUCCGGUAGCCGUUCCUCCGGGAUAUCGUGGACCCACACCGAUGGUUCCUCCUCAAGGUAUGAUGAUGCCACCCCGAGUGGGUAUGCCUGGCAUGCCUGGAAUGCCGGGCAUGGCUGGUUGGCCCCCAGCACCGACAGGCGCGGCGAUGCCCCCGUAUACUGCGCCCCCGCAGUAA